GCAGAAGGCGCGAGAUAAAGAUGGCGGCGACGGUGGAGAAAACAGCGUGACAUGCUGAAGUAGUGGCACUGAACCCGAGUAAUACCACUGUGUGACAAACCAUCGCAAAAUGGAAAGCAUGUCGCAGUAGGUGUUUACUGGUAAUACCAAGUACUACAAACUCACCUUAUCCCCCUUUCCCCGCGAGAGUAUUCAUCCUGUGAUUGAGGAAAUAUCACCGGGAGCAUGGCUUCUGCGCACAGUAACCAGUACAUCUUCGGGGAGUUCAGCCCAGAUGAGUUCAAUCAGUUCUUUGUGACUCCCCGCUGUUAUGUUGAGCUUCCCCCCUUCAAUGAUAAAGUCUCCUGCUUGAGUCAUCCCUCAGGAGGUUACUGCACUCCUGCUGUGCCUUACAUAAUGGAAUCUUUGAGACGGCAGGUUUGCGGAGAGGACUACCAGCAUAUCGAGUUUGGCGUGGAUGAGGUAAUGUGUGCGGAGCCGGUGGCAGUGACAGACUCUCUGUACAAAGUGUCAAGCACUCUUAAUCCUCAGGCCCCUGAGUUUAUCUUAGGCUGCCAACCAUCUAAGAAGGCCUUUCCCGCUGAAAGACCGGUUGCCGACUUCCCUGAUGGCGCGGACUUCAACUCCCUGUGCUGUGCUAACUCCGAGACCUCAAUCCUGGGCGACCAUCAGGCUUGCUCAGACAUGGAUGGGGUUUCGGGUGGCUUGGGACAACGAAAGAAAAAGAAAAAACGGCCACCGGGAUACUACAACUAUUUGGAAGGUUCCAACAUUAACAGCACCGGUGUGGCCACAGAUGGUAUAGGGGGGUCAGGGCUGGUUAACGGACACACUCCAAAUGCUUCGGGCAUAGAGGACAUGGUGGGGGAUGUGCUAGUGGGAACUGAGCUCAUUCCCUCAGCUCCUCCUUCCCAUCAAAGGACUUGUGAUAGCCAUGACAAUUCCACAUUGGACUUGACGAGUGGAGCUGCCUCUUUGUCAGAAAGAAACGGCGCAGCUUCUUUGUCUUCAUCUUCGUCAUCUCAAAGCGGUGGGGAGGCACUGAGUGCCAGGACUGCAGAGCAGCAUGCAGAACCCCCAUCUCUAGAGAGCCCAGUACUCUUGGGUAAUGGAGGGCACAGCCCUUCUCCACCAUCUCCAAUUCCCCCCUCUGCUGCUGUGGCCAGCCCCACUGCCACCAAAAUUCUUGCUACUACUGAUGAGGGGGCGGCCGAGGGUUCAGGGGAAGCUAACGGAGUGCUGGAGAUGGCUCCGGCUGCUGGAGCCACAGACGGACACGGAGACUCGUCUGAAACAGUCGAGGAGCAGUCCGCUUCCUCAUUCACCUCUCUCCCGUUAGACUCUGAAGUCCAGCAGGUAGUCUCGGCUGCUACCCCUGCAGCACCUUUGCCCAACCCUCCAAAAUCCUGGGCCAGCCUAUUCCACAAUUCCAAACCUCUUCCUGGAUGUCCUCAGGCUUACGUUGAGGUGAAGAGUGCACCUAUUGUGGUUGAGCUCACUCCGGCUGCCUCAGAGUUGCCCGAGAAGGCCAACGAAGUGCGCGAGGGCCCUGUCCCUGUGUCCGAAGACCCUAUGGCUCCAAAAUUGGCAGAACUAAUCGAGAAUGUGAAGUUGAUACACAAACCAGUGUCUUUGCAACCAAGAGGACUGAUAAACAAGGGAAACUGGUGCUAUAUCAAUGCUACCCUGCAGGCCCUGAUUGCGUGUCCCCCCAUGUAUCAUCUGAUGAAGUCUAUUCACUUUUUCAGUGAGACGCAGAGACCCUGCACGUCCACACCUAUGUUGGAUAACUUUGUCCGGCUUGUGAAUGAAUUCAGCAAUAUGCCUGUCCCUUCCAAGACCAAACAGCAAGCUGCUGGAGAGAAGACCGUGAAAGACAUUAGACCGGGUGUUCCGUUUGAGCCCACAUAUAUCUACAAACUCCUCACCCUCAUCAAAUCAAGCCUUUCUGAGAAGGGUCGCCAGGAGGAUGCGGAGGAGUACCUUGGUUUCAUACUAAACGGACUGCAUGAGGAAAUGUUGGCACUGAAGAAGCUUAUCUCUCCACAAGAGAAAGCCCCCACACCAAAUGGGCCUGAGUCUCAGCCAGAUGUGGAGGAAGACUCUGCUGAGAAAGAGGAAGAGGGCAGUGAGGAUGAGUGGGAACAAGUUGGACCCAGAAACAAAACCUCCAUUACUCGUCAGGCAGACUUCAUCCGCACUCCCAUCACAGACAUAUUUGGCGGCCACAUCAGAUCUGUGGUGUACCAGCAGAGCUCAAAAGAAUCUGCCACCCUGCAGCCCUUCUUCACGCUGCAGCUGGACAUCCAAUCAGAGAAGGUCCGCACAGUCCAGGAGGCCCUGGAGGUACUGGUGGCGCGGGAGUCCGUUCAGGGCUACACCACUAAGACCAAGCAGGAGAUUGAGAUCAGCCGCAGAAUGACUCUUGAAGAGCUUCCCCCAGUGCUGGUGCUUCACCUCAAGAGAUUUGUCUUUGAGAAGACCGGUGGAUGUCAAAAACUGGUUAAAAAUAUUGAAUACCCCGUUGAUCUAGAGAUCAGUAAAGAUCUUUUGUCACAGGGAGUGCGGAGCAAAACCUUCAAAGGCCAAAGAACCUACAGGCUCUUUGCAGUCGUCUAUCACCAUGGGAACAGUGUCACGGGUGGCCACUACACUACAGAUGUCUUCCACAUCGGUUUGAAUGGCUGGCUGCGCAUUGAUGACCAGGCGGUGAAGAUUAUCAAUCAGCACCAGGUGGUGAAGCAGACUGCAGAGCGUACUGCCUAUCUGCUGUACUACCGUCGAGUGGACCUGCUGUAGAAUCUGUACACGCACAACAUAAAUGCGCACACACACAUACACGUUUACAUACAGACAUGCACCCAUUCACACACACAAACACCCACAUGUGUCUCAACAAGAACACUGCCCAACUUCACGAUUGUCCUUCCUCCCUCAACCCUGCUGUUCCUGAGAGCCAGCUUUUCUGAUUUUUAUUUUUAUUUUUUAUUUUUUUCAAGAGAGAAAAAGACAACAGAUGUAUCUAAAGACUUUCACGAAAUGGCAUCCGCCCCUCCACGCAUGGUCUGGAAGAGGUUAAGAGGAGAAAUUUAGCACUGGAGAAGGCUACGGUUUUGAGAGACAGACCUGAAGCACUGCUAAUGUCCAUAGCCUCAUGUUGACUGGCCCAAGUGGACACCCACCAAAAGAACUCAAACCAGUUGAGGCUGAAAACUGAUGGACUGCUGGAGAAAAUUAUUCAUUUUUUGUUUAAUCUACUUUUUUUAAAUGGCAUAGAGAAAAAAUCUGAUGUGUUUUGCCUUUUAGCAAGGGGAUUUGUCAGCAGUGAAGUGGGGCCUGUUAAAUUCUUGACUAGAGAAUAAAUGAGGCCCAGCACCAGCAAGCUACCGAUAUUUGUGUAGAACUCAAUGUACGAGUUUGUCGACUCCUGAAGCAAGACACUCUACUCCACCAACAACUUCUCUUUCUCCCCCAUUUCUCUCACAAUCCUAACACUUUCAGAUCUAAAUUACAUGAGUCGUGGGGGAAAAUAAGGUAUCCGGCUGGAGAAGGGGUGCUGCGGUGUGUUAAAACGAGAAAGAAAAUGCAGGUUCUCUUGUUUGAGAGAACCUCUGUGAUUUUUGGGUGUAGGAUUAGAAUGACUAUCUUACCAUUUUAAUGCGCUUUAGGAUAUAAAUGAUAAAAAAAAAAAAAGCUUUGUGCAUAUAAAACUGGUCAAUAAAAAUAAGAAUGUGCUUUUUGCACAUUUGUUGCGGAUAUUUAAGUUUUAAAAAAUAUUAUAAAAAGGAAAUGCAAAAAUCUGAAUCUUGGUGGCAUUCACCUUGAGCUUCCUGGGUUGCGCUUGUUCUUUAGGCAUUCUAUGUACUUUGUCUCUCACACACACACACACACACACACACACACACACUUUAAUGCUGAUAAGAUACCUAUGAUGUCUGAGAUUCCAUCAUAAACAUUAAAGUAGUUCACCCAAAAAUAAAAAUUCUGUUUGUGUCGUUCCAAACUCAUAUUUCAUACAAGGAACACAAAAGGAGAUUUUCAUCUCAUUUCAUCUUGGAUUUCAAUGAUUGCUUCGGUCUGUCUUUUGAAUUCAAUGGUAGCUGAUGGUGACCCACUUAAUAGUAACUUGUUCGUCAUAUUUAAAGUGUUUUGAAAGCAUAGGAUGAGAUUAGGGUUUAUGACUAAGACAACGCAAGUUCUCAUGUGUGCCUCUUUGAACAAGCGUCUCUUUGUUCUUAUAAAUGCUCAACAGAAAUCAAGAUAUUCCCAGAAAAUUUCUUAAAAUGUAGGAUGUUUAGGAUAUACUUUCAGAAGACUUGGAAUAUUAUACACAAGUCACAUUGAGUACUUGCAUUUCUUUUGUGUCUUUUUCAGGCUUUUCAGUGAGUCACUAUCGACUACCACUGUGUUAAAGAUAGUACAGAACAAUUGUAUGGGUAUGAAAUAAAAAUGAAGGUAAAUUGAGUUGACAAUUCAUUUUGGGGAGAACUAUUCUUUUAACCCACAUUUAUUUUUGACACAUUUUUCAUUAGUUCUUCUGUUAGAUCAUUUCUGUAUCAUAAGAAUAUGUUUAUCUGCUGGCUGCCUUUUGAUGUCAGUAGAGCAGCAAGAACUGAGCCACUCCUGCGAAGUAUAAAGAGGGAGCAGUCUUGAGACAGGUGCACAAUAUGGUCAGCUUCCCUUUCUGUGUGUUAGCCCGCUCCAAGCAGUCAGCCUGUAUUGUACAUGUUGAGGCUUUGUGUGCAGCUCUGAGGAUAAUACCUCAGAAUGGGUUGCAAGAAAUGUCUCCUAUAGCUAAUGGCUGUGUUGUCACGAGGUGAUAUCCAACUCUUACCUAAAUGCAACCACAGAUGCGCACAAACAAUGAAUCAUGUUUGAGUCUGUUUUGGAGACCUUGCAUCAUCAUCAAUAUUAUACCUGAUUGUAUUCAGUUGAUUUUUGAUGUUGAGUUUUUUUUUUUUUUCCUUCAUUCCGUUUGUUCCAUUUGAUGUUUUGAAAGAAAAUGACCCAAGGUUAAAGCACAACAUUGAAUAAAGUUGUACAAGUACUAUGCUUGACCAUAUUUAUUUUAUUUGACUUUUUUUUUAUUAUUAUUAUUAAAAUUUACAUUUCCAUAAAAUAAAAGUACAAUUGACCAAGAUAAUUUAUAUCUAUUUAAUAACUAAUGCAGCAAUUAGCAGAACUUCUCUUACCCCUUUAAAUGAUUAUCAGACCUCUAUCAAAAUUCCCCAGUUAUUUUAAAGGAAUGGUUCACCAACAAAUCUAUUCACCCUCAUGCUGUUCCAAACCUGUACCAAACGACAUAACAAAGACAUGUUCCAAUAAAUGUCUUUGUCCAUCUGGUCAAUGCAUUGUCAGUGGAUAGUGCCUCACUUUAAUGCUUAAAGGACCCAAAAGUAUCUUAAAAGUAAUCCGUACGACUCAUGCAUCAAAUUUGAAGUCUUCUUAUAGAAGGUACACAACGGUUUUGGAGAGAACCUAAAAUUGAAGUCACUUUUCAGUGCAAAUCUUGAUGUACUUUGCACCUUUGAGCGAUGAGAGAAGAGGCUUGAAUUGUUGCAGUGUGAAAAACAAUGCGAGUUCCCAUGUAAAGGUGUGCCACUGUGAAUAAGCUUUUCUCUUGUACUUGUGAACCACAUUUUCACUGGAAAAAUUACUCAAAACAUAUUUAAGUAAAGAUCCUUAAAGACUUCAAGCCUGACUGUCACAUUUGCAUGGACAUUCGUGUUCUUUUUUUAAGCUUCAUAUUGACUCACUAUCCUCCACCAUUAUGUUGAAAUUACAGCCCGCUAUAUUCAAGCUGUUCUGCUUUAGAAAGUCUGGUUUGGAUGGAACGACAUAAGGGUGCCUGAAUGUUCAUAUUUGGGUGAAAAUUACUUAAUUCAAUUUUUAUUGAUUCAGGCUUACUCUUGGUAAAUCCAAACUUUCUACACAUGCAAUUAGAUGUAGGUCACUCCACAUAAGCAUGCACACGUUUUGCAAUUGUAAAAGGUGGGGUUCAUAGCCUCUGGGAAGGGAUCAUUUGUGCUGAGCUCUUCGCACAGUCCUGUCUCUGACCACCAGUUAGACUAGAAUGAACUUUUCUUUCCCACAGCUGGGAAAAAAAACAACCAUAAAUUUCACAUCCAUCUGAAUGAGCUUAUUUUAUCCUAGUGGCACUUGAACACAGUUUAAAUCUCCCACCAAAUCUGUAUAAUCCUGAAAUGUCAGACUUUGAUGGUUUACAUGAUAUUUUGUAUUUUCUGUUCAGUUCUUUAUGUAAUUACAAAUGCUGAGUAAUAUUUUACCCAUGUGUCCUUUUGAACUUUAAUUUUUUUAUUUGAAUCCACAGGACACAAGGAGUGUGUCCCCACCACACCAAGUGAAACCAAAGGACAUAACUUGAAUUAAUAGACACUGUUGCCUCUUAUAAUUGCUCUAAGAUAAAAUGUAAAAGUAUUUUUCCCCCAAACUUUGAUGUCUUCAUACAUUAUAUACCACUAAAUACGUUUUUUUUUUAAAUUUUUUUUUUUUACCUGAAACCAGUUGACAUAUGCUUAUCAUCAUGAAGAGGAACAUUCAGAAAAUCACCUUUCCUAAGUGUUGAUUAUAAUGUGUUGACUUUAUUUGGUCAUAACUGAUGCACUCAUGUCUUGUUACUCUCCUCUGUUUCAAGGUGAAGAUCUGAAGGUUUUUCUUGUAUUAGUGCCACCUUUGAGACAGUUUCUUUCUCUUCUUUCAGAAUAAAUAUCGGUCAGGGAAAGUCCUGAUGUAUAGC
Messenger RNA from Xyrauchen texanus (razorback sucker), 6757 nucleotides. Its product is annotated as ubiquitin carboxyl-terminal hydrolase 10-like. The record is from RefSeq and is a predicted model, not a curated record. Gene Ontology annotation, biological process: regulation of autophagy; DNA damage response, signal transduction by p53 class mediator; protein deubiquitination. Lineage: Eukaryota; Metazoa; Chordata; Actinopteri; Cypriniformes; Catostomidae. The transcript has 15 exons. Gene Ontology annotation, cellular component: nucleus; cytosol. Gene Ontology annotation, molecular function: cysteine-type endopeptidase activity; cysteine-type deubiquitinase activity. Bases 226 to 2799 code for a protein of 857 amino acids.